AUGACUGAGUUCUUGCAAUCUUGUUUUAAAGAAUCAACUCAAGAAAAAAUACCAGAGAAAAUUCACGACCUAUUUGUCGAAAUCUCAAUGAACGAAGACUUAGAGAACUUCAAUCCAGAACCCCCUGACAAUAAAACUAAAUCAUCAACCGACCUGGAAUCAUCUUUUGACAAUACCGCCGCUGUUCAUAAUGCUUCUACAUCUGCCACUACUGUUGCUGAUGAAACUACCACUACUGCUGUUGUUCCUGAUGUUAUUUUUGCUGAAACUACCAGUACUGGUGUUGUUCCUGAUGUUGUUUUUGCUGAAACUACCAGUGCAGGUGUUGUUCCUGAUGUUGUUGCUGCUACUCCUGUUGUUAUUCCUGCUGCUGCUGCUCCCACGACUGCAACCACUACUAUUCCUCCUAUUGCUGCUACUACUGCCACCAAAACAAUUUUUCUUUCAUCUGAUACAAUUUUAUUUUCAACGGACGAUGAGGACCCACAAGAAGACGAAGAAGAAUUCAACUUUCAAGCCAUACACAAUACCACAACUUCAUUUAUGUCUAAACUUUUUAACACCUGGAACGAAACCAAAAUUCGUUCCAAGGCGUUUAGAAUCAAGAGUGCCAAACAAAUCAAGAAAUUUUUUGAAUUGUCCACUGAGGAAAACUGUGAACGAUUGGGAUUUGGAGAUUACCUUGAUGACGUUCCUACACAACCAACUACAAAACCUGUUGCUCUGUUAACACAAAAUGACAAAACAUCUCCUACACAACCAUUUACAAAACCUGUUGCUCCCCUAUUCACACAAAAUGACAAAACAUAUUCUACACAACCAACCAUAAAACCUGUUGCUCCCAUAUUCACACAAAAUGAAACAAAAUAUUCUCCUUUGAAUACCCUUAGUGUACCUACAGAUAGUCUAUCCAGAGCUCUUCUAAAUUCUUUGAGAUGUGACCACAUCAUGAAUGGAACUGAGCUUAGUCCAUUGGUCCAAUACAUAUCUUGCGGCUUUCAUUUUCCAUGUGAUGCUCUGUUCCCUAUAGGCAAGCACACUGCCAAUUUUGCACCUGUUACACCCGAACGCCCCACCACUCCCAGUAUUUUGGACCAAGCAGAAGAUUAUGAUGACAUGGAAUCCAUCCUGGAUUACAAACCUACUGCCAAUUUUGUUCCUUUUAAUUCCCAUCGCCAUAUUUUUAAUUAUGAAGAUAUGGACUCCAUCUUGAGUUGUAAACCCACUCCAAAUUUUGUACCUUCUACCUUCCCCCGCCAAAAUUUCAACCAAGAAGAAUAUAAUCAUGACUUCCAAGCCAUCAUGGAUUUUUAUUCCCAAAACUUAGAAGAUUCUAGAAAUCUAUACAAUGAGGAUUGGGAAGUAUAG
Hemisphaericaspora subhashii is the source of this 1368-nucleotide messenger RNA. RefSeq lists its product as uncharacterized. The record is from RefSeq and is a predicted model, not a curated record. Lineage: Eukaryota; Fungi; Ascomycota; Pichiomycetes; Serinales; Debaryomycetaceae. The transcript has 2 exons. Bases 1 to 1368 code for a protein of 455 amino acids.